This is a messenger RNA of Exophiala viscosa, 1304 nucleotides long. RefSeq names its product Alpha/Beta hydrolase protein. The record is from RefSeq and is a predicted model, not a curated record. The coding region runs from base 233 to 1165 and encodes 310 amino acids. The transcript has a single exon. NCBI's taxonomy places the organism in Eukaryota, Fungi, Ascomycota, Eurotiomycetes, Chaetothyriales, Herpotrichiellaceae.
GCCGUCCCAGGCUUGCAUCAUCCGCCUUUCAACCCCACAUGAUCAGUCUAUCCUAGUCUGUCUGGGUGCGUGCUGUCCACGGAGCCGAAGCCGCUCUAAGCCCCAAUCUCGAACUGCUCCUCAGAGUUUCCCACUCCAACCUAUCUAUUAGGCAUAGAAAGCUUCUCUCGCUACCUUUUCUCGAAAGAGUUGGAAGGGCUCAGAAAACAUCGACUAUCACACAAGCAAGAAGAUGAGCCUCAACAAGAGCUUGCCGUUUCGCCGGCCUUACGACUCACCAGAAGGCUACUACGUGACACAUCCAAAUGGUCAAAUCAGUCAUUAUCAUCUCGACACAUUUACAGAUCCAUGGCUCCCAGCUUCCAAGAAGCCCGUCAUCAUGUUGAACCAUGGCUGCGCCCGCACAUCAGAAGUGUGGUACCACUGGGUUCCUCGUCUUUCGCGCGACUUUGUGGUGAUCCGGCGCGACAAUCGCGGACAUGGCAAGUCCAGCUUCCCCAAGCGUCUGUCUCCAUGGUCGGACCAAGAGCACAAUGACUACGAGAACAACUACCAGUGGGACAUUGACACCAUGCUGGAGGAGAUUGUGGACAUGCUGGACCAACUUGGGGUCGAGAAGGUCAUUUUCUUCGGCGAGGCCACCUCUGGGGAAGUUGGACAUGCAUUUGCUGCCAAGUAUCCAUCGCGGAUCACCGCCCUGAUCACUUGCUCCUCGCCCACGGCGCUGCCGCCAUCGGCGAUCGAAUUGUUCUCUGUGGGAGAGCGGUCGUGGCCCGAAGCCGUGAUCAAGCUGGGUGCAAAGGGGUGGAACCUGGCACUGGGGAAAAACCCCGGCACCCUGCCACAAAAGUCGGCAUAUCUCGACUGGCUGGUCGACGAGGCUGGAAAGACACACAAAGAAGGACUGGCCGGGUAUGUCAUCUUCCUCACCAAACUAAUCUCCAAGCCUUUUCUCAAGAACAUCAAGUGCCCAUACCUGAUACUGGCACCGACCAACAGCGCAGCGGUUCCGAUUAGUGAGUCGGAAUGGAUUGCCUCUCAAGUAUCGCAAGCAGAACUGGUCAAAAUUGAGGCACCGGGUCACGAGAUCUUCGCCGAAGCACCCGAUGCCUGUAUUGAUGCUACUUUGAAAUUUCUACACGACCUCGACAUAGGCACAAAGUAAUGGCUUUGAAAAGGCAACGUCACACAUGGUAUUGGGCUAGCUUAUUUCUUAAAAACCAUGGAUCCGGUACUGUGAAAUUGGCUUCGAUAAACCAUCUCCACGGACCUACAAUACUAGUAUUCCUUUUACUGCUGUUCGA